Messenger RNA from Osmerus eperlanus (European smelt), 8878 nucleotides. It is a transcript of the gene zswim8, whose product is annotated as zinc finger, SWIM-type containing 8. Gene Ontology annotation, cellular component: Cul2-RING ubiquitin ligase complex. Lineage: Eukaryota; Metazoa; Chordata; Actinopteri; Osmeriformes; Osmeridae. The record is from RefSeq and is a predicted model, not a curated record. Gene Ontology annotation, molecular function: zinc ion binding.
GCUCGCUGAAGCCUUCGAGAGUAGAAGAGCCAUCUUCCCGACCGGAGAGAGUGGGGCAGAAGGGGAUUGUUGAGAUAAUUUUGGGGGGACCCCAGUGUCGCUGGAAGGCUUAAAGACGUUGCUUUAGGACGGUAGGACAACCGGUUUUUCUGUCAGGGAAACAAAAUAGGCUAUUCGUUAUUUCCGGGCGAGAACUCUUCGGAAGCCGUAUGGCUGGGGCUCAAGCGAGAGCUCUACUGGAAAAUACAAAGGAAAUACAUUCGAGUGAAGGUAUUAUUAGCACAGGUUUGCAUACGAACAAAUGCAUAACAACCAGAGCACCAUAGCUGAAGACCUAUUCGAGUAAGUGGCGUGUAAAACAUCAAGUUUGAAGAGUGGGUAGAUAUUUAAAGAUGUCACUGUAAACAAACAACAAACCCCUCGUUGGAGCGACUGCCGUGAAGCUUUGACUCGGAUUAGUACCAAGGGUAUCCAAACACGGCUACCAGUCAGUUUAUAUCUAAUAACUAUCAUUUAUUCAGCCUUAGCCGUUGAAAGAAAAUCAUUUUAUGACAUUUGUGGCCAAUGACAAUCGAUAUCCUUCAAUUUAAAAAGAUGUUUGUUAGUUUAGCAAGCUAGCUAGCUUCAUCACUGGUUGUCAAUGCAAGAUUAGCUUGCUUGCUGGCUAACUAGUUAGCAUUGGCCAGUUAGCCAGCUAAUGCAUGUAGCUAGAUGAGAAGUAUAUGUCGAACAAAGGGAGGAAGAUUGCUAGCAGGAAUAUGAGCCGUAUUUAGAUGUUUUUCAACACACUGGUAGGGUGUUUUCAGUCAAUGUAAAAUAUAGAUAUAAAAGAACACAGUUGGCUUGCUACCUAUUAGAACACACUGUACGGGCUGUUGUCUCGAGAUAGGCUGUGGGUUCCACAGCUGAGUGGUCAAGAACAGACGGCAGGCGUAGGAAUGGAGGAAAUCAAGUUGAUGUCAUUGAGUAGAUUUUAUUUUAAAAGUAGAUAGCUAGCUGUCAUUCAUUGCAUUGACUGUUUGCCUAGAAGUAGAAAUUCACAAACAAACAAAUGUAUUGAUGAAACAUGGCCCGAGACAUAAACCUAUGAACAUUUCUCCACUCAGCAGCCAUGGGCACUUUCUUGUGAGUGGGGGGUUGUCUCUUCGAUACACAAGGAAAAGGGUCUUCUGAGUCCAACUCUCUCCAGUUUGCGUAGGUCUACUUGUAAAGGCACAAAUAACCAACUACCCGAUGACAUGGACACCUUGACUCAGAUACAUGGCUGACGAUCACCCUACGGCUUUUGUUUUUUUGUCAUUUAAACAUCGAAUGUUCAUUCCACAUUUUUUGAGUCGGUAGCCUGCCGGUAUUAGAAAAAGCUGUGCCGGGAUAUGUCAUACAUUUAUUUUAACCAAGUAGCUAGCCUUCAAGACUAGACUACAGAGCGCGUUCAGCAGUGUUUUGAUUUCGGCCACCCCUCCCCCAACGUUUACUAGAGACUAGAAGUUGUGUUUCGCAUCUGCUCGCUGUCAGUUCGGGACAAAAUUAGCCCUUUUCCUGCCUUUUUUAAGAGACGCCUUGGCCUCUUGUAGCUCGUCAAUCUUGACUUCUGAAAAGUGGAUGUAAUGGAACUAAUGUUCGCCGAGUGGGAAGACGGGGAAAGGUUCUCCUUCGAAGAUUCUGACCGGUUUGAAGAGGAUUCGCUCUGCUCCUUCAUAUCUGAGGCAGAGAGCCUGUGUCAAAACUGGAGGGGAUGGAGGAAACAAUCUGCGGGUCCCAAUUCACCAACAGUAAAAAUCAAAGAUGGACAAGUGAUCCCCCUGGUGGAGCUGUCUGCCAAGCAGGUGGCGUUCCACAUCCCCUUCGAGGUGGUGGAGAAGGUCUACCCUCCUGUCCCAGAGCAGCUGCAGCUACGCAUCGCUUACUGGAGCUUCCCUGAGAACGAGGAGGACAUCAGGCUCUAUUCCUGCUUAGCCAACGGCAGCCCUGAUGAGUUCCAGCGUGGGGAGCAGCUGUACCGGAUCAGAGCUGUUAAAGACCCGCUGCAGAUAGGUUUCCACCUCAGUGCCACUGUUGUGUCGCCCCAGGCCGGCCAAUCAAAAGGGGCCUACAACGUGGCGGUCAUGUUCGACCGCUGCCGCAUCACUUCCUGUAGCUGCACCUGUGGCGCCGGGGCCAAGUGGUGCGCCCAUGUGGUGGCCCUCUGUCUCUUCAGGAUUCACAACGCAUCUGCGGUGUGCCUGCGCGCCCCCGUGUCUGAGUCGCUGUCUCGGCUGCAGAGGGACCAGCUGCAGAAGUUCGCCCAGUACCUCAUCAGUGAGCUUCCUCAGCAGAUCUUGCCCACGGCCCAGCGGCUCCUGGACGAGCUGCUGUCGUCCCAGUCCACGGCCAUCAACACCGUGUGUGGCGCUCCAGACCCCACCGCCGGACCCUCCGCCUCCGACCAGAGCACCUGGUACCUGGACGAGUCCACUCUCAGCGACAACAUCAAGAAGACCCUGCACAAGUUCUGCGGACCCUCUCCCGUGGUCUUCAGUGAUGUCAACUCCAUGUACCUGUCCUCCACGGAGCCCCCUGCAGCGGCUGAGUGGGCCUGUCUGCUGCGGCCCCUGAGGGGGCGCGAGCCCGAGGGCAUCUGGAACCUUCUGUCCAUCGUCAGGGAGAUGUUCAAGAGGAGGGACAGCAACGCCGCCCCCCUUCUGGAGAUCCUCACCGAGCAAUGUCUCACCUACGAACAGAUCAUCGGCUGGUGGUACAGCGUGCGUACAUCCGCCUCCCACAGCAGCGCCAGCGGGCACACGGGCCGCAGCAACGGGCAGUCGGAGGUGGCGGCGCAUGCCUGUGCCAGCAUGUGUGACGAGAUGGUGGUGCUGUGGAGGCUGGCUGUGCUGGACCCCACCAUGAGCCCCCAGAGGCGCCUGGAGCUGGCAGCGCAGCUCAAGCAGUGGCACCUGAAGGUGAUCGAGAUCGUCAAGAGGGGCCAGCACCGCAAGUCCCUGGACAAGCUGUUCCAGGGCUUCAAGCCGGCGGUGGAGUCCUGCUACUUCAACUGGGAGGCCGCCUACCCCCUGCCGGGCAUCACCUACUGCAGCGCCGACAAGAAGAGCGCCUCCUUCUGCUGGGCGCGAGCGGUGCAGCAGCAGAGGGGGGCCAAGGCCGGCCUGGAGCCCCCCGAACCCGGAGGAGGAGGGGGAGGAGGAGGGAGGCCGGGGAGCUCCGAGGACUACAAAGGCAGAGGGAGCGGCUACUCGCCCCAGCAGGAAGUGGCGGUCCGCCCCAAGGAGAACGUCGCGAGCAAGCGGAAGGGGUUGUCGGCGGGAGGCGGGCCGGGGGUGCUGGUGCGCCUGGCGGCGGGGGGCGGCGGGGUGUCCCUGUCCGUGGAGGAGGGCGGCGGCGGCAAGGGCUCGUACAAGGCCGGGAGCUCGUCCUCCUCAGCCGGGGGGAAGGGCAAGCUGGCGCAGGGGGGCAAGGGGGCGUCCGGGGGAGGGGGGGCCGCGGGGGGGGGGGUCGGGGGGAAGCACGCCACGGUCAAGCGGCGCACCAGCAGCGAGGACAGCUCCCUGGAGCCCGACAUGGCCGAGCUGAGCCUGGACGACGGGUCCAGCCUGGCGCUGGGGGCGGAAGCCAGCAACACCUUCGAGUUCAUGCCGCCGCCGGCGGAAAUGCUGCCCUCGCCCGGCCCGCUGCUCCGAGAGCCGCGCAAGUACAGCGGGGCGGGGAACGCCGGCAAGGAGCGCCCAUUCGACCCCAAACGGGCCAACCACGUCGCCCCGUUCCCCGCCGCUGCCGCCUUCCCCCCCAAGGAAGCGGUGGUGGUCGUCGCUGCCGCCGCCACCGUUCUCGUGGAAAAGGAGGUGGAGCUCGAAGGCGACCUGGAGGAGGUCGCCGGCGAGGGGGCGCGCCCGGCCGGGGAAGCCCGACCCUCGGCCGCGCCCGCCACCAACCCCGUGCCAAUCGCUGCCAAGCCACCGAGGGGGCGGAGAGAGGGCGGGGCAGGAGGAGGAGGAGGAGGAGCUGUGGCCGCUCCGGCCAAUCAGGUCCCGGAGGGCGCUGCGGGUGUGGCGGCGGCAGGGGGAGACCCCGUGGGAGAGGACGACUACCAGGCCUACUACCUGAGCGCGGCGUCGGAGGAGGGGCCGGACAGAGGGGUGCCGGAGAACAACCACGAGGAGGAACCGGACAUCUUCGCUGGGAUCAAACCCCUGGAGCAGGAGGGCCGCAUGGAGGUGCUGUUUGCGUGCGCCGAGGCCCUCCACGCCCACGGCUACAGCAACGAGGCAUGCCGAUUGGCCGUCGAACUGGCUGGAGACUUGCUGGCCAAUCCUCCAGACUUGAAAGUGGAGCAGCCUCAGACAAAGGGUAAGAAGAGCAAGGUGUCCACCAGCCGCCAGACCCAAGUGGCCACCAACACGCUGUCCAAGGCAGCCUUCCUGCUGACGGUGCUGAGCGAGAGGCUGGAGCUCCACAACCUGGCCUUCAGCACCGGCAUGUUCUCUCUGGAGCUGCAGAGGCCCCCGGCCUCCACCAAGGCCCUGGAGGUGAAGCUGGCGUACCAGGAGUCAGAGGUGGUGUCCCUGCUGAAGAAGAUCCCCCUGGGCCUGGUGGAGAUGACCUCCAUACGGGACCGAGGGGAGCAGCUCCGCGACGGCAACUUCUGCGACUACCGGCCCGUCCUGCCCCUCAUGCUGGCUAGCUUCAUCUUCGACGUGCUCUGCACCCCAGUCGUGUCCCCAACGGGCUCCCGGCCUCCUAGCCGUAACCGUAACAACGAGAUGCCGGGCGACGAGGAGCUGGGCUUCGAGGCGGCGGUGGCAGCGCUGGGGAUGAAGACCACGGUGAGCGAGGCAGAGCACCCCCUGCUGUGUGAGGGCACCAGGAGAGAGAAGGGAGACCUGGCCCUGGCCCUCAUGAUCACCUACAAGGACGACCAGAGCAAGCUGAAGAAGAUCCUGGAUAAGCUGUUGAACCGGGAGAGCCAGACCCACAAGCCCCAGACCCUGAGCUCCUUCUACUCCAGCAAGCCCGCCGCCAACAGCCAGCGCAGCCCCUCCAAGCAUGCCACGCACGGGGCCGGCGGCGCCACCGGAGGGGGCGUCUCCAAACACGGGCCCUCCUCCUCUUCCACCACCACCAACUCCAACGCCGUCAGCUCCUCCUCCUCCUCGGUGCAGGCGGUGGCCAGCGGGGGCGUGGCGGGGCACCAGGCAGCGCUGGGGGGAGGCGGGGUUCCGAACAGCACAGUGGCCGGCGAGGGCGUUAGCGAGGCGAGAGAGCAGGACUGCGCCCAGCCUGCGUCAUGUGACCAGCAGAGUGAGGCGGCGCCCUUCAAGCCGGAGGGUACGGUGCCCAGCCGCCUGGCGCUGGGGGGGCGGGGCGCCUACAACCGCUGCUGGGGUUCCCCCGUCCGCCAGAAGAAGAAACACACAGGUAUGGCCAGCAUCGACAGCAGCGCCCCGGAGACCACCUCCGACAGCUCGCCCACCCUCAGCCGACGCCCGCUCCGAGGGGGCUGGGCCGCAGCCUCCUGGGGAAGGGGCCAGGACAGCGACAGCAUCAGCAGCUCCUCCUCCGAUUCGCUGGGCUCCUCCUCCUCCAGUGGUUCCCGCAGGGCCGGGGGCGGGGCUAGGGCAAAGAGCACCGACACCAGCAGGUAUAAAGGCCGUCGCCCAGAGUGCCACGCACCCCACGUCCCCAACCAGCCAUCAGAGGCGGCGGCCCACUUCUACUUUGAGCUGGCCAAGACGGUGCUGAUCAAGGCCGGGGGGAACAGCUCCACUUCCAUCUUCACCCAGCCCUCGGCCAGCGGGGGCCACCAGGGGCCCCACCGGAACCUGCACCUGUGUGCCUUCGAGAUCGGCCUGUACGCCCUGGGCCUGCACAACUUUGUCUCUCCCAACUGGCUGUCACGCACCUACUCCUCCCAUGUGUCCUGGAUCACCGGCCAGGCCAUGGAGAUUGGCAGUGCCGCUCUCAACAUCCUGGUGGAGUGUUGGGACGGGCACCUCACCCCUCCUGAAGUGGCGUCCCUGGCAGACAGGGCAUCACGGGCACGUGAUCCCAACAUGGUGCGGGCAGCGGCGGAGCUGGCACUGAGCUGCCUCCCCCACGCCCACGCCCUCAACCCCAAUGAGAUCCAGAGGGCCCUGGUCCAGUGUAAAGAACAGGACAACGUCAUGCUGGAGAAGGCCUGCAUGGCCGUAGAGGAGGCCGCCAAGGGGGGAGGCGUGUACCCCGAGGUGCUGUUCGAGGUGGCCCACCAGUGGUACUGGCUCUACGAGCAGACGGUGGGCGGGGGCUCGGGGGCCCAGCGCGAGGGGCCCGGCCGCUGCGGGGCCAACGGCGGCGCGGGCCGGAGGCCCCCGGACACGGGCUGCGGCCUGCUGGAAAACGGGGGGGCCAUGGAGUCCUCGGGCGUGGCCACGGUGACGGCGUCUGUGACGGCGGCGGCCGUGGUGCCCGUCAUCUCGGUGGGCUCCACCAUCUACCAAUCGCACGCGCUGCCCGGCUCGGCCAUGGCCCACCCCCACGGCCAGGGGCUGCACCCCUACACCACUAUCCAGGCCCACCUGCCCAGCGUGUGCACCCCGCAGUACCUGGGACACCCCCUCCAGCACGUUCCCCGACCCACUGUCUUCCCUGUGUCGGGGGCUGCCUACCCACAGGGAAUGCACCCGGCCUUUAUCGGUGCCCAGUACCCCUUCUCAGUGGCCACCGGCCCCCAUCCGCCCAUGGCGGCCACCGCCGUCACCUUCCCUGGCGUGCCCGUUCCGUCCAUGACUCAGAUCGCCGUCCACCCCUACCACACGGAGACGGGCCUGCCUCUGAGCACCACAGUAGCAGGAGCCGCGUCUUUCUCCGCUCUCUACCCAGUAGGUGGUGUCCACUCAGGCUCCUCCCUCCAGGCCAUCCAGGGGGCCUCCCUCCCUGGCAUGUCUUCCCAGCCCGCAGCAUUGGUCAGCACCCCCUUCCCAGCUGAGGACGAGCAGCACAGCCAGCCAAUCAGCCAACAGGGCCUGCAUUACCUGCAUUCAGCCUACAGAGUUGGCAUGCUGGCCUUGGAAAUGCUGGGCAGGAGGGCUCACAACGACCACCCCAACAACUUCUCCCGCAGCCCCCCCUACACAGAGGACGUCAAGUGGCUCCUGGGCCUAGCUGCACGACUAGGUGUGAACUAUGUGUACCAGUUCUGCGUGGGCGCGGCCAAAGGCGUGCUCAGCCCCUUCGUGCUGCAGGAGAUCAUCAUGGAGGCUCUGCAGAGGCUCAACCCCGCCCACAUCCACGCCCACCUGCGGACGCCCGCCUUCCACCAGCUGGUACAGCGAUGUCAGCAAGCCUACCUGCAGUACAUCCACCACCGGCUGAUCCACCUCACCCCGGCUGACUAUGACGAUUUUGUCAACAUCAUCCGCAGCGCGCGAGGGGCUUUCUGCCUGACCCCCGUGGGCAUGAUGCAGUUCAACGACGUGCUGCAGAACCUGAAGAGGGGCAAGCAAACCAAGGAACUGUGGCAGCGCAUCUCCCUGGAGAUGGCCACCUUCUCUCCGUGACUGGGACUAGGGGUGAAGCUGGGUUAGAACAAGCCCCGCCCACCUGCACCACCCACACCUCUGCAGCUUUGUCUGUCUCUGUCUCUCUGUCUCUCUCUCUGUCUUACUUACGGCUCUGUCCGGAACUUUCUCUUUCUAUCUCCAUCUCACUCCCCUUACCAGACGUCACAUUUUCUUGUGUGUCCCUAUGGACACGCCCUACACAGCACACAGGCAGCACAAUCAAAUCCCUAUUCUGCCCCCCUACCCACCUACCACAUGUGUUCCUCCUGUUAUGUUAUGUUAUGUGUGUGUGUGUGUGUGUGUGUGUGUGUGUGUGUGUGUGUGUGUGUGUGAUGAAGAGACAAAAAGUCUAUCUCCGUUAAUGACUGAAUAGCCUCCUUCCUUUUCUCAUCCAUCCGCGUCCAUGUUUCUACAUCACUUCCUGUGUGGUGUCAUCCUUACCCCUUUUCAUGUUUCAUCUCCAGUUCGGGGAGGGGAUCUGAGAAGAAAAAAAAGAAAAAAAACCCUAGUUAUUAUUUGUUGAUGUUGGUUGGUUCCUUCUUCGAAAUGAAACCACUGAGUUGAGUCAGAUUCAUACUGCAACAUUCCUCUGUCCUGGGGAGCCAGUGUCCCCACCCCUCACUAUGAGUUUUAGCUAUGUUGACAGUGUUUAAACAAGUAAAGAAACAAGAAAGUUUGUUUAAAUGAUUAAGAAGAAGAAAAAAAAAAAGUUUAAUAAGAAAAUGCUAAACCUAAGUACGGGUGAGGAUUCUUCAGUGUUUUGUUUUAUCUAUUUUGUUUUUGAUAUUUUGUAUAGACAUACGUGUAUGCAGAGAGGAAUUGGAAUGAAAGAAUAUUAUGUGAGGGUUGUGCGGAUUCCUUUUUUCCAAUCCAGGUGUUGGGGCCUGUGGGCUUGGGAACACAGGAGUCUGGCUGGACCAAACUGCACUUAGGCCUUUGUGAUAAGGCGCAAUAGUGCUAGUGGGCUCUUCUAAUUCUAACUUCAUCUAACAUCAGAAAUACCAGAAUCCCAUUGUUAUAGUUAAGUGGAUUUGACAUGACUGGGCCUGUACUGGUAUUCUGGAAGUCCAUCAGUGUUUUAUGGAGGCCAGUGCCAUAUUCCUGUGUUUCAAACCCACACCUCCAACCAGGCUCUGGACCUCACAGCAGGAGAGUGACUUAGUAGAAAAUGUACUGUGAUAUUUUUGUAUUCCUCAAAGUGUAGCUUGGUUGAAAAAAUUAUAUAUAUAAUUAUAUAUAUAAAAACUGUGCUGAUUGCAAGAGGUUGUAAUUUAGAAUUAAAGAAAACAGAUAAAGCAAUACCGAAAUGUAGAGUUUUACUUAAUAAAGAUAAUUCAAAACACUAA